GGUGGGCUAGUGAAUGUCUGUAGCGACCAGAACUGGGAUACGAUGUCAACAUCCGGGGAAAUUUACUUGUUACAUGUUGUCGCACCUCAUGACUCUGAGCAUGAUUGGACAUUUAUGCUGAAAAUGGACCUCUGAGCUGGGUGACUCGUACUCGAGAUAAGCCGAAUUUUGUUCCCCUUCGACCUCGCUAGCACAUGAACGUCACGUGAUGUAAAUAUACGCCCAGUCAGACAGAAAGGCCGCAAUAAACUGAUAAUCUGGUAGUGGUAUGGGUAUACGAUUAUGAACGGCGAAAGAUCAUGAUAUAUAUUCAGCAAAUUCAAAGACUGUAUGUGUAGUCAAUGCCAGCCAUAUUCACGCGAGUGCAGGUAGAUCUACCCACGUGCUUUUGUUUACAGUCAGUGGUGGAACAAUAUUUUCUAUAAGUUGUAGAUCUACAGGUUACAAGUAUCUUUUGAACAUAUUUAUGAUAAAGACUCCUAAACAAAUAACACUGAAUGUAACAAGACUAGAUCUUGAUGAAAAUGAACAGAUCACUUCUUUGCGGUUACGGAAAGGGUCGAGGUUUGCCGAUUACACCCCUACCCCCCACGAUUCAAUUCUGGCGCCUAAUUAGAAAUCGACUCAUGUCCGUCUCGACGAUGAAAGGGAGAGGGGCGUUGAUCGUUUUUGAAGGGUGUGACAGAUGUGGGAAAACCACCCAGUGUAACCUACUGCUGGAGAAACUCACGGUAGACGGAACACCAGUCAAGCUGAUGAAAUUUCCAGACAGGACAACUGUAAUUGGUCAGAUGAUCAAUGGAUAUCUGCAGAAGAAGGCAGAGCUAGAUGACCAUGCUGUACAUCUACUCUUCUCGGCCAACAGAUGGGAGUGUGUAAAAGACAUCAACCAAUUGUUGAAUGGAGGCACAACCUUGAUAGUUGACAGAUAUGCAUUCUCUGGUGUGGCUUUCACAGCAGCCAAAAAGGGUUUUACCUUAGACUGGUGCAAGCAGCCAGACAUUGGUCUCCCCAGCCCAGACAAGGUACUGUACAUGACCUUAACCUCAGAAGCUGCAGGGAAGCGUGCUGGAUUCGGGGGAGAGAGAUACGAACAGGAGGACUUUCAGAAAAGGGUUGCCGAAAACUUUGAAAAAUUGCAAGAUGAAACUUGGCAAAGGAUCGAUGCUGACAAGACUAUAGAGGAUCUCCACAAAGAACUAUAUGCCAUUGUGAAGCUUACCAUCGAGGAGGCAAGGAAUAAGAAGAUUGAUAAAUUGUGGGUAGAAUGAUAGCGCACGCCACAAUCUCCUUCGACUACUGGUGGUGAAAGGACUGUUACAAACCCCCCAAGAUCAGUUCAACAUUUGCUGCAGCAGAAUAAUGUUUGAAACAGCCACAUCGCCAAUAAGGAAUUAGGAUCUUGUCUUGGUGUUUGUUUUUCUGGGCCUGCCACCGCCAGGUCUCGUUGCAACCCCACCCUUUUGACUGUGGUGUCCCACAGUCGAGAUACUACUUUUUUGAUUUGCCAAAUAUUGGAUAUUGACAUUUCUUCUCCCCUAAAGGCGCACACACUCUGGCAUUAGGUGCAAAUUCAUGCAUAAUGUGAAAUUUCAUUAUGAUUAGAUGUUACAUUCACAUGCAAUUCCUUGGUAUUGUACAUGUUCACCUCAACAAUAGCUACAUUCAACUCAUUAGUUCCCUAAUAUUUUGUUGGUAGUAUAGUAUUUGACCUACUUUUGCAUGCAUGUAACAUCUUAGUCUUUCUCUUCACUUAGGCCUCCUGGAUCCUGCUUUCAAACCUCGGUACUCCCUGACUAUGUUUGUAUGUUUGUAAGCUCCAUACAUGGAAUAGGAAAUUUUUCAUGUUCUCAGAAAAAUCUCAAUCAUUUCUUGAAGUUCUUAAAUGAAUCUUAUUUGAUACUCGUGGAUGUGUCCCCGAAUUGCAAUUUCGUGGCCCUAUCAUCAUUCAUUUGUUAUUAAUUAUUUAUGUUCCGUAACGGCCUCGUAAUCGAUUCUUUUGCAUUCUUGGCUAUUCUUAGCGAUUCGUGGCUCCCACAAUUUCUUGUCCUCAACCUGAAAACAUCCCGAAACAGCCACGAAUGUCCUGAGUCAACUACGAAUCAAGUAAGAACAUGAUUCCCCAAGGACCGGGACCAGAGCAACACGUGCUCUCCGUUGAACCUCCAUGGUGGAAAUGAUGGGUUGGCCAGUCUUUCUGGACCCAAGAACAUGCCGAAGUGUCAGGAAAAGUACCGAUUUUCGCAAACUAUUCGUAAAUAUGUCACAUUCGUCAUGUCUUAUUUGUUGCGAUCGUCCUGCAUUCGUACCUGCAUUCGGCAUAAUCGUAACUUAGUUGUAGAUAAUUCUUACAAGUCGUGCAUGAUCGUACAUGAAUCUAGUUAUUCGUACAUGUUUCUCAACCCAUUCUUGGCAUUCUUCAUAUUUUUCAACCCAAUUAGCCAUUUGUCAUAGCUGCUUCGUACCGAUUCUCCACGAAAUUAUGCAUUAUUGGUCGAAUCACCACAAAUUUCGAAAGUUUCCGAUUCAGGGUGAUUCGAGAUAUUCAGGGUCAUAGGGGAGCCUUAAACUUGCAGCUUUCCUCCCACAUCAAGCUGUCAUGCCGUGAGAUAACUGAAGUGGUGUUUGAACCAGCUGAAUAAAUGCCUUCAAAAGAUUGUAAAUUAGAAUCAUACUGGUUGUCCAUGUGGGCUGAUGUUUUGAAGGCUAUUCUCCCAUUUCUCUAAUAAUGUGCAUGCUGGUGUUUGGUGAUCCGCCUGUGAUUGACAUCACAUCACAAGAACUUUAGGCACCAAAGUAGGGGCUCUUUAUUAUGGGCUGUGCAAUUUAAGUCAUAAACAGGAGGGUGAUUAUGGCAAAAGCUUUCUUAGUGUUGCAUUUAAUGGAGCGGACAUGUGAGUGACCUCAGUCGGUGCCCUACCAGUUGCAGUCCCGCUGGUAAUGGUUGCCUCCAGAGUUAGUACCCCUGAUAGGUAUGCUUGUGCCAUACCAGGUGAUCCCUUGGAUGAAACACACAUUUAAAAGUAGUCUGCUGUUUUGCACCUUGUUGUGGGACCCGUGAAGAUCCGGGGUAGAAUAAAUCUUCAGCAACCCAUGCUUGUCGUAAAAAAACCCCAAGAAGUACGAGAAUCUGAACUUUACUAAGAAAUUGUAAUCCCAAAUAUAAUAUUUGUUACAUUUGACCACUUUCUAAGUGGCAUUGUGUGUUCAUAGCUUUCAGCCAUGGGAGCCGAGGAAAUUUACACUUGUCAGAGGGGUACACAAAGUAUGUGAUCCUGACUACCAGUUGUCGGACUUUCCCAUUUUUGAGGAAGCCUUAGUGGCUGUGUGGGUUAGACCACUUACUUUCUGUACUGGCGAAAAGGUGCCUCACUGUGGCAGUGUGGGUUUGAAUCCCGGACGGGACUCAACCCCCUAAAGUACGAGAAUCUAAACUUUACUAAGAAAGUGUCAUCCCAAAUAUAACAUUUGUUACAUUUGACCACUUUCUUAAUGGCAUUGUGUGUUCGAAUCCCUAUUAUGAAUUUUCCUUAUCUGAAUGUCUCACAAAUAAAUUAUGACAUGUA
This is a messenger RNA of Haliotis rufescens (red abalone), 3566 nucleotides long. Its product is annotated as thymidylate kinase-like. Gene Ontology annotation, biological process: dTTP biosynthetic process; dTDP biosynthetic process; dUDP biosynthetic process. Bases 519 to 1271 code for a protein of 250 amino acids. Gene Ontology annotation, molecular function: dTMP kinase activity; ATP binding. Lineage: Eukaryota; Metazoa; Mollusca; Gastropoda; Lepetellida; Haliotidae. The record is from RefSeq and is a predicted model, not a curated record. The transcript has 5 exons. Gene Ontology annotation, cellular component: mitochondrion; cytosol; cytoplasm.